This is a messenger RNA of Polyodon spathula (Mississippi paddlefish), 2166 nucleotides long. RefSeq names its product RNA binding motif protein 41 (gene rbm41). Gene Ontology annotation, biological process: mRNA splicing, via spliceosome. The coding region runs from base 71 to 1270 and encodes 399 amino acids. The record is from RefSeq and is a predicted model, not a curated record. Gene Ontology annotation, molecular function: pre-mRNA intronic binding; U12 snRNA binding. Lineage: Eukaryota; Metazoa; Chordata; Actinopteri; Acipenseriformes; Polyodontidae. The transcript is spliced from 7 exons. Gene Ontology annotation, cellular component: U12-type spliceosomal complex.
UAUUUCCCAGAACACUUUGUGACUGAGUAGGAAGGAAGUGGUGUGUUUUUCAAAAGCACCGAUCUCUAUAAUGCGCAGAGUAAGCAGCAGGCCGUGCCGGGAUGAGCCACUGCCUGAGGAGCAAGAGACAGAAGGAGAAAGGCAGCUUCACAACCUGCUGCGGCAACAGCUGGACACAGCCGUCAACAUUGACCAGUGUGUAGCCAAGAAGAGGUGUUUCGCCCCAGCAUCACUAUACAAGGCCUUUGGAGAGCAGGCUUCCGGAGUGAGGAGUCUGACCCAGUUUCGGUCUCUGCAGGAUGGGGAGAAAGAGCAGGCCAGCCUACGGGAGCUGGGCCUCAGUGAGGUCGAGAUUGAGUUGUGGCAGAACAGAGACAUCCAGGGAAAGGUAGAGAAGCGUCGGGGGCUGGGCGUGGAUCCCGGGGCGAAGCAAGACCGGCUGAGAGUCAUCGAGGAGAAGAUCACACGGCACCAGGAGAUCCUGUCCCUGCCACAGAGAUUCUCAGGGAGCCGGGGGCUGAGUCGGAGAGAGAUGGAGAUCGAGAAAGCCAUGUUCCAGGGAGGAGACCGGCACGGCUUUCUCAGGGCGCUCUACCACCAGGAUGAAAAAAUCAAGGAUGAACAAGACCAAAAACUAGACACCAUUUACAAAGAUCUACUCAAUGGGGAAGAAAAUAAAUCCUCUUCAGGUGUUGAGAAAGAAGGGGAACACCCUACCACUGACAACAGCCAGUCUAGCACACCUCUGGAGGUCCUGCCUUUGAACGUUCUCUCGAAGAGUGACUCAAGCAACCCUCGCCAAUCAGUGACUCAGGGCAGAGGACUGGAUAGUUCUAGAAGUCUCAGUGUAAGCCAGCGAAUCGGCAAACUCUCAUGCAGCACGACAGAAACCCCGGUAAAGGUGACGGGGGCAGUGGAGUCAAUCUCAGAGGAGGAGAUCAGAGGGAACAGACAGACUGCAGUGGAGAUACGACAGAUCCCCAGGUUUCAGAACUAUCAGCAAGGGGAGCCCUCAAAGGUGCUGUGUGUGAAGAACCUGAGUCUGUGUGCCAAGCUUGCCCACCUCGUCUCGCUCUUCUCUCGAUUCCAGACCCCGGGUGAGCCUCCGCUCCUCUACCGCCUACUGACAGGACGCCUCAAGGGCCAGGCCUUCAUCACCUUCCCCGACUGUGAGACGGCCACUAGGGCUCUGGACCUGGUGAAUGGGUACUGCCUGAUGGGGAAGCCGAUCGUCAUCGAGUUUGGAAGAGGCCGAACAGAACAGCAGUGAUGUUCCUCUCUCUUUCUGAGACUUGCUUUGUCUCUGCGUACUGACUCACAGUCCACUGAGAGAAGAGAUAUAGGUCCCAGGUUCUUUGGGGAUAGAUGUCCCUCUCUUAGUCAGAAAUAAGCAGAAAGAAUCCUAGUUUCCCCACGCAUUCUGUGCUUUUAUGGGUUAGGUUAACAAAUAAGCCUCACCUGCUUUCUGCAUGGCUGAAACCUCUUUCAUAUUUGUAGCUGCCUUCAACCUGGCCAGCCAACUUAGUUCAAAACUGAGUUUUGCCAUGCAACUUUCUGUAUGAGCCAGACGUACUGCAAACAACAUGUAUUGUCUGUUGUGCAGUUUGACUCAGUUUGACCCAUUUGAUAGAAUCUCCUACCUGACCCAGAUUGAAAUGGUGCAUUUAAGAGUGCAAGUAAAACAUGCAUAGGAAGUAAUACUUCUGAAUCUUCCCUCCAAGACAUGGCCUCUGCUGUGAUUAGAUUAACAGCUCAGCCAUCAAGACAAUUCCGUUAAUGUCAGCUCUACUGUACAGGUAGAAACCAUGUGACCAUGUUUAAGGUUCUCUUAACUCAGGAAUUUCCAAGCAUUUAUCUGCAGUGUUAUUUAAAAAAAUAAAUAAAUAAAUAAAAAAUAGAAAUUGGUAUUGUAACAAAAUGUUCAAAGAAAAAUAGGGAUCUUGAUGGAGUGUAUAUUAAUAAUAUUAGAACUACUGUAACUGCUCCCUUAUCUUUAUAAUAAAUAUUAUUUAGUAAAGUUAUUUAGUACUUGGUGUGUAAGGAACAAAAAGCUAAAUGUUCUUGAGUGACUCAGUCAGAGCUCCAAUGUAAAUCUAAUUGAAAAUUUGUGGCAUGACUUGAAGAUUGCUGUCAAUCAGUGCUCCCCAAGGAAUUUGACAGAGCUUG